AUGGGUCUUGAAACAUGUCAUUGUGCCAAAUAUUUUCUUAUGGCCAUUACCAUUUUUUUCUGGAUAACUGGUAUCAGCCUCAUAAGUCUUGGUUGUUAUUUGGUGACACGUCCUGAUAUACAGCAAACUGUUCAAUUAUUAAAUAUUAAAGCCAUUCCCAUAUCACCUAUUGAAGUGGCUGCAUUAUUAAUCAUCCUUGCUGGAAUAAUUAUUUUUCUAAUUGGAUUAUUUGGAUGUUGUGGUGCAUUUCGAGAAAAUCGAUUAUGUCUAGCACUUUAUAUCAUCUUUGUGUUAUUAGUUCUUAUUAUCCAAAUAGCCGCAUUUAUCAUUACAGCCAUGUUCUAUAGUGAAUUUCAGUUCGGUAUACGAAGUCGACUGAAAUCAAAUAUUAAAAAUUAUAAUUAUAUUAAUUCAAGUCCAUACGAGUAUGCCAUUGAUUCUCUUCAAAAACAGUACAAAUGUUGUGGUAUUGACUCGGCAUAUGAUUAUGGAGAACUACGUUUGCCCUCAUCAUGUUGUUCCUCAUCUGCACCAUCAACAGAUGAAUUAUCAUCUCAGUGUACGAUUAAUGAUAUCAAUACUAAUGGUAUAUCAGGAUGUUACGCAGCAAUUGCUAAUUCUGUUAUUCUAUGGGGAAAAAUCAUUAUUGGCACUAUUGUCGGACUAUGCGUGUUAGCCGCAGAAUACAAUUUACUACAAAAACAACUAGUUCCUGGAUGCAUUUGUAUUCCAUCUGCAGCAACAAAUCUCACUUGGUUUGGUGUUCAUUUCGUGUCACAAGGGCCCUAUCAAGCCGGUAUUUUUCGUUUCGUUAUAACCAUACCAGACAACUUUCCUAAUGGUGAUUGUCCGCGAGUAACAUUUACACCGUCAUUUUAUCAUCCGUUAGUUAAUAUUGAUAACGGAGAAUUAGAUGUCAAACGUUAUUUUCCUGUUUGGAAUUUCACACCUUGGAAUGAGAAACUCCAGUCGAUCCGUCAAUCUUUACUUGAAGAAAAAAAGGUAAAUUUGACACAUUUAUUAAAUUCGCGUUAUCCAUUUGAGGUCAAUAAUGAGAAUGGCACAGAAAUAGACCAUAAACAGACAGAGAUCAAAGGCGAUAAAUAUCAAUAUUCCAUCUAUAUCAUGUCGCGAUCUCCUUUUCCAUAUUUUACGUUGGGCACAAUUGUGAAAGGCUUUGGUCGUGGAAGUAAAGAGUUGGGCAUACCAACAGCUAAUUUUGCCGAAGAUGUCGUUGAAAUAUUACCAAAGGAAAUUUAUCAAGGAGUGUAUUUUGGAUGGGCACAGUUAAAUAAUGAUAAAACGGUUUAUAGAAUGGUUAUGAGCGUUGGCACAAAUCCAUUUUAUAAUAUUGAGAAAAGGGCAAUGGAAGCGCAUAUAUUACAUAAAUUUCCGAAUGAUUUUUAUGGUGAAACAUUAAAAGUUGUUAUAUUAGGCGAAAUAAGAAAGAUGACGUCAUUCAACAGUGUUGAUUUGUUAUGUUUUUAUGAUAUGAACGAUAAUCAAGAUGAUGUUAUUAUUCUGUCAGAUGAAGAAGAUGUUCAAAUUGAGUCCGUUGUCAACGCAUCGAAAAACCGAUGUAAACAAAAGAACGGUAUCGCCACUAAAAACCAUGUACCUGCUGUAGUAACCAGACCAGUAUCGAAAUAUCGACAAAAAGUCAAUGAUGAGAAGGCUAUAAACCAUCAAAAUCUACCAUCGAAAACGAAAAAAUCAUCGCUAUUGACGUCAAAGAACAAUGUAUUAACUAACAACAUUGAACAAGCAGAACAACAAGUUCAGAAACGAACACCUGUAUUAGUUUUAAAAGAACCUCAAUCUGAUUCCUAUGGCAUUCAACGCGGUUAUACAAUCGAGCGUCUACACGGCGUGAUAAAAAUGAGUAAAAUUCAUAUAACUGAGAAAAGUUUGCAAACGAAUGUGACCAAUGUCUAUGCAAUGCCUUUUAAUAUUCUGUACAAUGGUUCGGCAAAUAUAAAACGACAUUUUACAGAUUCAGUUCAAGAAUGUUGUGCUGCUUCAAAUGUUGGUGGUGACGGACAAACGACGGAAUAUACAGCAUCAUUCCGAGGACGCCCACUGAAUGGUAAAACAUUAGAAUUACCAAAUGAUUAUGUUGGCCUUAUUUGUGAAAAAGAAAAUAAUGAACAUUUAAUAUCAACAGGAACGUUUCGUAAAAUAACAUAUUUUAAUCUGGAUUGUCCUACUACAGAUAAUGAUUGUAUUGUUCAAAUUUAUCGUAAAAAACAAAGUGAUGUUAUGCGUUUUAUAUUUCGUAUACGUACGUGGCAUUAUCGUCAAUUAGCCGCUGUUCAUCGUGCACCAAAAUCCACACGUCCAGAGAAAGCACGUCGUAUGGGUUAUAAAGCGAAACCCGGUUAUGUUAUUUAUCGUGUACGUGUUCGUCGUGGAUCACGUAAGAAACCAGUACCAAAAGGGCAAGUCUACGGUAAACCCAAAACUCAAGGUAUCAAUCAGUUAAAAUUUCAACGAUCAUUACAAUCGGUUGCCGAAGAGCGAGUAGGAAGACGUUGUUCAACCUUACGUGUCCUAAAUUCAUAUUGGGUAGCACAAGAUGCGACAUAUAAAUUUUAUGAAGUUAUUUUAAUUGAUCCAUUUCAUAAAGGUGUACGACAUGAUCCAAGAAUUAAUUGGAUAUGUAAACCAGCCAAAAAACAUCGUGAAUUACGCGGUUUAACGUCAGCUGGAAGAAAAUCACGAGGACUUGGAAAAGGGCAUCAUUAUUCGCAAACAACUGGUGGAUCAAGAAGAAAGAACUGGAAACGUCGUCAACAGCUCAGUUUACGAAGAUAUCGUUAA
Molecule: messenger RNA, 2820 nt
Organism: Didymodactylos carnosus
Lineage: Eukaryota; Metazoa; Rotifera; Eurotatoria; Philodinida; Philodinidae
Source: the annotation of a GenBank genome assembly